UGAAAGUGUGUGUGAGUGGGCUGUUGUGUCUGUGGAACGCACUGCGUGAGGGACAGUGUUCGCUUGAUAUGGGGCAGAGCUAACGUUAGUGGGCUAACCGGGGAAAGUAUAACCACAACCUUUCCUUCACUGUUCGGAGCGGCUUUAUUAAUAUCGUAUUUCCAUAUAAACAUUCGGCGAAAGCCGCCGAACGUGCUCGAGCUGCCUUGGUUCCUACUUAACUAUGUCGGCGCCAGAGCUUGCGAGCUAGCGGACUCUUUACAGAUGCUACUCCACCAGCGGAGAAGAAGGCGGCAUGAAUAAGCAAGAGGGAGGAUGGGUUCUCGUUUUCCUGACGGCUAGCUAACCUUAGAGCUUCGCUGAAAACAAGGACAUAUUGAAGGCACAGCAUUCUUAGAUUAUUUAGCACCUCUGUCUGGGGGAGUUUUGUUCGUAAAAUGGUUUAAAGUACUUCUUCAAAUGGGGGUUCGGCCGUCAAGCACCCUCUCUGGGUUGUUGUUCGGCACACGGAGUCAGAAUGUGGGAAAUAGCUAGCUAGGUGGCUAGCUAUCCUGCUAGUCGCAAUAACCAAAUGCUGCUGCUGCUACGGUGCGGAUCCGAGCGAGAACACAAGCGGCUGGAGACUUGGGCCCUGACGUUGCCCGAGCUCCUCUUGCUUUAUCGGAGGAAGAUUCGGGGCGAAAAGAUUGUCGUUUGAGAUGUGAUUUUUUUUUCUUCCGUUUUUAGCCAUAUGUAAGCCGAAUGAAGGUUUGUUGAUUUGCUGUUACUGCGAUGUCCAAAGGAAUAAUGACCGGCUGAACCUCCAAACCAGUUGAGUCUCAUUUGAAGGGGGUGAGGUGGACUGAUAACUAACGUAAACUGAUAUCUAAAAACUGUAUCUCUGAGGAUUAAACUCCUUGGUCUUACCUGGAACUCUAAGCCACGUCUUUCAUAUCUACUAAUUUAAAGCACCCAGACUUUAGCUGCAAAUAUGGAUAAAUUAACAAUAAUAUCAGGAUGUCUGUUUCUGGCAGCGGAUAUCUUUGCCAUCGCAAGUAUUGCAAACCCCGACUGGAUCAACACAGGCGAAUCUGCAGGUGCCCUGACGGUAGGCCUGGUGCGGCAGUGCCAGACCAUCCACGGACGGGACCGCACCUGUAUCCCCCCGCGGCUACCCCCCGAGUGGGUCACCACGCUCUUCUUCAUCAUCCUGGGUAUCAUCUCCCUCACGGUGACCUGCGGUCUGCUGGUGGCGUCCCACUGGCGCCGCGAGGCCACCAAGUACGCCCGCUGGAUCGCUUUCACCGGGAUGAUCCUGUUCUGUAUGGCGGCGCUCAUCUUUCCCAUCGGUUUCUACAUCAACGAGGUGGGUGGCCAGCCAUACAAGCUGCCCAACAACACGGUGGUGGGCUCCUCCUACGUGCUCUUUGUCCUCUCCAUCUUCUUCACCAUAGUGGGACUGCUGUUCGCAGGCAAGGUGUGUCUGCCUGGCUGACUGCGGCUACCGCUCCGCCACCUGGACUUUAAGCUGUGGCUGAGGAAAAACAUACAAAGGAUAUAAAGAAAAAGGAGGGAAAAUAAAAUGGACGACUAAAAAGAAAAACACUGGCCAGAAAGCAGGGAUGGGAUGUCUCUGACGGACGGUGUGACGAUAUGCAGCUGGGACGGUUAACGCGGAAUAACGAACUAACUGAGAUUAAUAGACAUGGACGAAUAUGGCCGCUGUCGAACUGACUCAGGCUCUUUUUCCCUCUCUGCCUUUGCUUAUUUAAAACAUGUUAUUUUUAUGUUGUUGUUGUUGCACUUUGGAGAGCGACGCGGGAGACAGACGUCCGCUCCAUAGGGGGGGGUGACAAUGAGACAGAACGACAGCCGUCCUUUCCCCAAACCCCCCGCUGUUGCCACGGUGACAGUAACUAUGACGUCACACCUUUCGGAGGCACUCCACUUCACCCUUCCUGCCCAGCGAGAAAAUAAAACCGUUGUCAUCUCAACCGUUGCUAUUUUUGGCUUCUUACUUUUUCAGUUUUUUUUUUUUCCAUUUGGUGUUUUUUGGGGUUGUUGCUUUCUCCUUUCCACCAUUUUUCACUGAGGUGGUUUGAGGUGAAGUUAGGGCCAAUGAACCUCUGGAGGAGCUGGAAGGGUAUAUUAAGAGGCUGCUUAGGGGGUCAUUGUCUCUCUGCCUCCCCCAUGUGUGGCCUGGGUCAAGAGUCACCUCAGCCAUGGUUAGGUAGGAGGGAGGGAGCUAUUGGGGGUAGAGGGGGAAGGUUGGUUAAGAUGACAUCCUAGCUGGCUGGGCAUGAGCAUGUCCCCUUUGGAAGAGGGAGGGUGGACUGCUACAUUGGCCUUUCCAUCUUCACCCUAACCUUAACCCCAGCACCAUGACCCAUAGAAUCCAUGAGAUUUAGACAGGUGCACUGUUCCAGAGAGGGGAGGGUAGGACCCCAGACCCUGAAGGUUCCUUAACUGGCCAGGCACCUACCAGCUGCUCUACAGGAAAGGGAAAAGGGAAUGAAGACUGAGAGCACCUGGAUCAUUAUGAAACAUAGAUGGGAUCAGGCAGGAGUGAUGCUUGUUUUGUUUUUGCUUUGUAAUAUAGUAAUAAAAGGCACCAGGGACUGCAGGUCAGGUCAUUGUGUGGGGCUGCGCCUCACUACUGUGCUGUGCCCGAUGCCUGUGAAACACGCACACACACACACACAUACACACACACACACACUAACAGAUUCACACACACACGUGUUUCGGGCUCAAUCUCUUGGAGAUUGUUUGUUAUUUGUUGUCCAUUUCCAUUCCUGCUCAGCUUUUCUUUGUGUUGGUCUGUAUAAUAUGGAUUGUAAAGAAACCCUUUCUGGUUCCUAGUUUGAUUUGCUGUUGUGCCAUGAUCAGUUGUUCUCUUCACAACAAGGCAGAAUUUCUGUUUUAGGAAGCACUGUGCAUUCAACGGUAGAGCCAAUAGCAGAAGAGGCACCACAAAUGUAUAAAAAAGAGAACUUCUUACCUCAUAUUUUUUUCUUAUUCAAAACUACUACUAUUAUGUUUUCCAAACCAUGGCGAUGCAUCCCUAGAAAUUGUCUUGCCUUGAUCAGGCAGCUAGGCAUAAAGCUUAUGAUCAACGCAAAUGAUUUAUCUUUCACUGAAUAAAAAGAGAAAAAAGA
Molecule: messenger RNA, 3137 nt
Organism: Coregonus clupeaformis (lake whitefish)
Lineage: Eukaryota; Metazoa; Chordata; Actinopteri; Salmoniformes; Salmonidae
Exons: 3
Coding region: 971-1474 (167 amino acids)
Biological process (GO): negative regulation of smoothened signaling pathway
Cellular component (GO): ciliary membrane; Golgi apparatus
Source: RefSeq, a predicted model, not a curated record